This is a messenger RNA of Thlaspi arvense, 2190 nucleotides long. The record is from the annotation of a GenBank genome assembly. NCBI's taxonomy places the organism in Eukaryota, Viridiplantae, Streptophyta, Magnoliopsida, Brassicales, Brassicaceae.
GUUGCAAUGUAUUCCAGAAGAGAGCUUGAUGAUAUGGAGUAUAGAUACUACAGUGAAAUGAAAGAUGGCACAAGGAAGGUCAAAAUCUCAGAGUCUCUGUUCAGGUGUCCCUUCUGCUACAGAGAUCGCCAGCGGGAUUACCACAAGUUUGAGGACUUGCUUCGUCAUGCCUCUGACAUUUGCCAGAGUUCCCGCACUAAGGAUGGCCGAGAAAUAGCUCGACAUUUCGCACUCAAGAGCUACAUGAAGAAGUACCUCCGCCCUUGUGAAACACCUGAUCUCCCUAAAGAGGAGUUCACCGGAAACUGGACAGCUGGCUUUGCAACAGGAGAACUGAAAGGCUUUGAGAAAUCCACUAUUGCUGAAGCUGAACUAGUGUCUGUAUCAGUACAUGAUGCUGUAGGAAGUGGCCAAGAAAGACCAAAGUUUUCUCCUGAAGCCAACUCCUUUUUAAGCAGCGAAGACAAAGCAUACACUGCCAAAAGACCUUGCCUCGUUGCUGGUGCUAAAGAGGGAGGAGAACCUGUACAACAGAUUGGUCUCAGUUAUGGUGCUAAGGCUGCUCCCAAAUAUCCUCAGAGGCGUGAUUCUUUGGGUGCUGAUACUCAGGAUCCGAUGUUUGUGCAUCCAUGGAAAGGGAUCUUGGCCAACAUCAGAAGAACCUAUGAUGAAAACCGAAGGAGGUUUGCUGGCGAGAGUGGGAACAAGAUAAAGGAGGAAUUGGUCAGCCAAGGGUUUAAUGCCCACAAAGUCGAGCCACUGUGGAACUACCGAGUUGGCUUUACUGGUUUUGCUCUUGUUCACUUUGGUAAAGACUGGGAAGGAUUCAGAAACGCGACCAUGUUUGAGAAUCAUUUUGAUGUCAAUCAGUGUGGGAAGAGAGACUAUGAUGCUGCAAGUUCACGUGAUCGAGGCGAUAAACUUUAUGGUUGGAUAGCCAAAAAGGAGGACUACCAUUCGAGAACUGUUGUUGGUGACCACCUUCGGAGCAAAGGGGACUUAGUGACUGUUUCUGGUAAAGAGGCAGAGAAUCAAAGAAAGGCAAUGUCGCUUGUCUCAAACUUGGAAAACACACUGGAGACCAAAAACACUAGCCUUCAACAAAUGGAGGUCAAAUACAAAGAAACCAGUACGGCGCUUGAGAAAAAAAUGAGAGAGAAUGAUGAAAUGAUCGAGGCUCAUAAUGAAAAAAUGAGUAACUUGCAGCAAACGGCGCGUGAUUAUUUGGCCAGUAUUAACGAAGAACAUGAAAAGGCCUCUCGCCAUCUGGAGGCUCAAAGGAUAGAAUUCGAAGAGCGGGAGAAAUAUCUAGAUAAGUGUCAAGCACAGAACAAGACUGAGCGAAGAAAGCUUCAAUGGCAAAAACAGAAAAACUUAAUGGCUACUCAAGAGCAAAAUAAAGUUGAUGAAGACAUGAUGAGAUUGGCAGAACAGCAGCAGAGGGAGAGAGAUGAACUACGCGAGAAAGUCCGUAAGCUGGAGCAAAAAGUCGAUGCUGAGCAGGCAUUGGAGUUGGAGAUAGAGCGCAUGAGGGGAGACCUGCAGGUGAUGGAACACAUGCAAGAAGGGGAAGACCCAAAAAUCAAGGAAAUGAUAGAAAAGACUAAGAUGGAACUGAAGGAGAAAGAAGAGGAGGCAGAGUACCAAGAGUCUGUCUAUCAAGCCCUUGUUGUGAAAAAUAAUUACACUAACGAUGAGCUUCAGGAUGCCCGCAAGGCUUUGAUCAAAUCAUUGCUAGACUUGAAACUACGCACACAGACGAUCGGUGUGAAGGCAAUGGGAGCAUUGAGCGAGAAACCAUUCCAAAAACUAGUGAAGGAGAGAUAUCCAGCAGAAGAAGUUGUUGCAAAAACCGAAGAGCUCCAUUCCUUGUGGGACAACCACCUGAGAGACUCGGCUUGGCAUCCGCUCAAGGUCAUUGUGAAAGACGGAGACCCCAAGGAGGUACUGAAUGAGGAAGAUGAGAAGCUGCAAGAACUGAGGAAAGAGAUGGGUGAAGAAGUGUUUAAAGCUGUGACUCAGGCGCUUCUAGAAAGGAACGAGUACAAUGGAAGUGGAAGGUACAUAGUGCCUGAGCUUUGGAAUUACGAGAAAGGAAGAAAAGCUACUCUCAAGGAAGGAGCGGUUAUUCUGCUCAACUUGUGGAAACAGAUGAAACCCAAGCCGAAGGCGAAGCCGAAGCGUAGAUAA